Messenger RNA from Oryza brachyantha (malo sina), 1500 nucleotides. Its product is annotated as lysM domain-containing GPI-anchored protein LYP4. The transcript has 5 exons. Bases 65 to 1279 code for a protein of 404 amino acids. The record is from RefSeq and is a predicted model, not a curated record. NCBI's taxonomy places the organism in Eukaryota, Viridiplantae, Streptophyta, Magnoliopsida, Poales, Poaceae.
CACUGGCUCGCACUCGCACUCUCGCACACACUCCCGAGUCCCGACCACCGUCGUCGUCGUCAUCAUGCCACCGCACCGCCCCCUCCUCUCCCUCCUCCUCCUCCUCGCCGCCGCCGUCGCGCCCACGUGGUCCAAGUCGACGCUCGAGUCCUGCUCCUCUUCCACCGCCUGCCCCGCGCAGCUCUCCUACACGCUCUACGCCGACCUCAAGCUCGCCGAGCUGGCCGCGCUCUUCUCCGCCGACCCGCUCGCCAUCCUCGCCGCCAACUCCAUCGACUUCGCCGUGCCCGACCCCGCCGACCGCAUCCUCCCCGCGGGGCUCACGCUCCGCGUCCCCGUCCCUUGCGCCUGCUCCGACGGCAUCCGCAGGGUCACCUCCGUCCGCUACGUCUCCCGCCCGGGGGACACGCUCGCCUCCGUCGCCUCCUCCGUCUACGGCGGCCUCACCACCCCGGACUGGAUCAGCGACUCGAACGGCAUCCUCGACGCCAAGCCCGAAGCCGUCGUCGAUGCGGGGACCACGCUGUUCGUGCCGCUCCACUGCGCCUGCUUCGGCGGCGUCGACAAUGGCCUGCCCGCGGUGUACCUGACGUACGUGGCCGGGAAGGGGGACACCGUCGCCGCCGUCGCGCAGAGGUACCGGACCACGGCCACCGACCUCAUGAGCGUCAACGACAUGGCCACCGCCGACCUCGCCGCCGGGGACAUCAUCGUCGUCCCGCUGCCCGCGUGCAGAUCAUCAUUCCCAGCGUUCACGGCAGACUACGGCCUGGCCGUGGCGAACGGGACCUACGCUGUUACUGCCAACCGGUGUGUCCAGUGCAGCUGUGGUCCGGGCAACCUGGACUUGUUCUGCGUGCCGGCGCCGCUCGCGGACUCGACGUGCUCCAGCAUGCAGUGCGCCAACAGCAGCAUGAUGCUCGGCAACUUCACCCUCCUGAUGACCAGCUCCGGCUGCAGCGUCACGUCCUGCAGCUACGGCGGAUUCGUGAACGGCACAAUUCUCACCACGUUAACCACGGCGCUUAAGCCUCAAUGCCCAGCCCCACAUCAGUAUCCUCCGCUGAUUCCGCCGCCGACGUCGUCCUUCUUCGAGACGUACCUCGGCCCGUCACCGACGCCAAUGGCAUCCGAAGGAGGCGUCGAUCCGAUGAUGGUUGGCAUGGCUCCAACAAGCACCCCGUCGGCGAGCUCCGGCCCUCCUCCGGCGGCCCGGUACGUCGUCGGCGACGCUCUUGGAGCGCUAGCUCUCUGCCUCGUCGCCAACCUGCUGUGGUAACAGAGCAAACUCUCGGUUGAUACGUACUCCAUUUUUUGUACAUAAGGUGCUCUCGGUUGUGUCGCGCCGAAAUUGUUUUUGCGUUCAUUCGAUUUGUCUGUCAUCCACUCCUGUAAAGUCGCAAACACAAGCGCAGAUUUCUCCUGUGCAGUUGUAUUGUUCCUGAUCUUGUUAUGAGUUGCGAGUAAUAUGGUUUCUUUGGCCGUGUUGUUUUGAGAGAG